Messenger RNA from Schistocerca piceifrons (Central American locust), 423 nucleotides. RefSeq names its product submandibular gland secretory Glx-rich protein CB-like. The record is from RefSeq and is a predicted model, not a curated record. NCBI's taxonomy places the organism in Eukaryota, Metazoa, Arthropoda, Insecta, Orthoptera, Acrididae. The transcript is spliced from 3 exons. Bases 1 to 423 code for a protein of 140 amino acids.
AUGGUCACCCAAGCUAUUAUGGCUGUCAGUCUGAGCUGUCAUGCAGACUCUUCGCCGUCAGUAAAUGCAGGCGCGACAGAUGAAGCAGCAUACAUAUUUGUUCAGAUCUGGGAGAAUAAAUUUGACUCGAGGAAAAGUGCCAGCCACCCUGCAGCGGUCCAGCCAGCAGCCAGCAGCCUGCAGCCAGCGUCCAGCAGCGGCCCCAGCCAGCGUCCAGCAGCGGUCCCAACCAACGUCCAGCAGCGGUCCCAGCCAGCAUCCAGCAGCCCGCAGCAUCCUGCAGCCAGCAGCAUCCAGCAGCCAGCAGCGUCCAGCAGCCAGCAGCGUCCAGCAGCCAGCAGCGUCCAGCAGCCAGCAGCGUCCAGCAGCCAGCAGCGUCCAGCAGCCAGCAGCGUCCAGCAGCAGCAGCAGCAGCAGCAAUAG